Molecule: messenger RNA, 754 nt
Organism: Hydra vulgaris (swiftwater hydra)
Lineage: Eukaryota; Metazoa; Cnidaria; Hydrozoa; Anthoathecata; Hydridae
Source: RefSeq, a predicted model, not a curated record
CCUAUGAUAAAGUUUCGACCAAAAGGUGUCAGCAUUCUUGAAGACAAUGAUCCACAGCUUAAGGAUUCAUUGUUAUUUGUAUACCAAGAUAAGUGGCAAAAGAGACUGCUUUUGCGAUAUGGAACUGAGUUACUUUUUCUUGAUGCAACAUAUCGCACAACUAGGUAUGCUCUUCCUCUAUUUUUUCUAGUUGUUAAAACAAACACGGAUUACCAAGAUGUGGCAAUUUUUGUGUGUGAAAGCGAAACAACUGAAGCUAUCACUGAGGCAUUGACGUGCAUUAAACAGUGGAAUCCUUCAUUUCAGCCUAAAUUUGUUUUAACUGAUUAUUCAAACGAAGAAAUAAACUCAAUAGAAUAUGUGUUUUCAGGAUGUAGUGUCCUAAUUUGUGAUUUUCACCGAGAGCAAGCUUGGGAAAGAUGGCUGUUGCACUGUAAAAGAUGCAGUUAAGUUACAACUUCGCCAAAUUGCCAAUGCAAAAGCAGAAGAGAUUUGCAAAGAUGCUGUGGAUGCUUUCAAAGAGACAGAAGAGUGGAAAAAUCACCCAAAACUAAGAGAAUAUUUAAAUAAUACUUGGUUAUGCAACCAAAGGUUAGUUUAAAUGUUAUUAAAAUGUAAUUUAAAAAAUUAUUCUAUUGAGCCUUUGUAAUCUAAUUCUUUGUAAUCUUCAUAGUUUUUGUAGAUUUCCUAUAGUAGGGUUAAUAUUAAGUCCUGAAGAAUCCUAUAAAGUGUUGGAGUUUAGGUAGUCCUGCAC